This is a messenger RNA of Pogonomyrmex barbatus (red harvester ant), 2597 nucleotides long. RefSeq names its product DUF1676 domain-containing protein Osi17 (gene Osi17). The record is from RefSeq and is a predicted model, not a curated record. NCBI's taxonomy places the organism in Eukaryota, Metazoa, Arthropoda, Insecta, Hymenoptera, Formicidae. Gene Ontology annotation, cellular component: membrane.
GUCCGAGAGGAGAGACGAUAAUGACCUUCCACGGAGGAGCUCGCCGACGGAGUAGGAGGGCCUUUGACACACUUGACGCUCGCAGGUGAAUUGUAACCGAGAACGGAGAGGUUCGUGUGGUUAGUGUGAAGCGAGAGAUUGAACGGAGCGCGUCUGAACGAGAUAAAGAGAGAGAGAGAGAAAAAGGGUGGGAAAGACGAGACGGGUCAAAAGUGCACGGGGAACAAGUGAUAUAUGACGAUGGUGACGCGAAUGAUGAUAGUCAGCGUGACGGUCGAUGUCUGCGAUGCAACGUGAGCGCCGGCGAGCAGAGCUUGCGUCGCGCUCGAGGACGCCUGUCGAGGACCCGAAUCGCGGAGGAAGAAAAGGAUUAUCGAUGUCGCUAAGUGGUGGUAAGAGGUCGCGGUAGAGUUUCGGCCAGGAAGAAGAGGGGAGGAUCGGACAUUUGAACAGCGAGAUCUCCAAUAAGUAGGAAGAGCGUGUGACGAUCACGGGUAGAUACCAAAGAAUAUACGACGUGCACGUGGACUAGUGGCGAUGAUCCUUUUGCGAAAUCAAAAGUGCACCGGUUUCUAGUUACUAAACAAGUGGUUGGUGCUGCCGGUUGUGUUUUUAUUCAGAGCGUGCAGUGCUUCCGGCACGCUACCUCACACUUCUGGUCAUACGUAAACAAAAGUCAAAUAAAUUAUAUGCAUAUAUAUAUAUAUAUAUUAAACGUAGUUAAAUCUUCGAGCAAGUGAUGCUGAAGAUGUAUCGGAGAACGACGUUGAUCCUGCUGUGUCUUUCAAUGACGCUAUCGUACUCGGAGCUAUUCAGUGCUGAAAAACUCAGGCUAUACGCGAAGUUUUUGAAAUUCGACAAGUUAAAUAUUAACGAAACCGGAAACGACCUCUGGCAUGGACUCUUCAGGGACUGUAGCAAGAAGGUGACGUUUUCUUGCAUACAGAAAAAUGCGUAUACAUAUCUCGACAAUGCAUUCAUCGAGAGGGACAAUAUUACGAUUUUCGACGGUCUAAUACUUACGAAAAACAAUGUUACUUAUGACACGUGUCCUAAUAUAGAUAAUCCUAACGAUGUUCGCGAGAAUCUUGUGGAUGACAUCGACACAAAUGAUUGUGAAGAUAAAACGGCCGAAGAAGCGGAAGCACAAGGUCGAAAGUUUGAUGAUGAAUCACCACUUGAAGAGAUUACGAACGCUCUGCGGCGAAAAACAGUAAAAUUUUUGUCGACUCGUAAUUAUGAAAUUCAACUUCCGCAGUUCUUCUUCGAGGGCGCAACGAUGAAGAUAAGCCCGCGCGAGAUAGACGAAAAUGGUGCUCUCCUCAGAGUAGAUUUUGGAACUGACGGUGUACGAGAACAAGGACGAAUUUUUAAAAAAAUCAGAAAGUUUAUACAGAAUAAACUGUUAACCAGCUUUCUGGCUCUUCUGUUAAUUAUCAAGUUAAUUAAAGUAAAGUUUUUAUUUAUAAUUCCGUUCCUCUUUGGUGUGGGAACUGCCAAGAAACUUUUCCUAAAACUGCUGCUCUUCUUCAUUCCCGCAUUCGCCCAUAUCUUCAAGCUCUGCUCCAGCUAUUAUUCGAACCAUGGCACCAAGUUUCAUCAUCAUCAUCAUCAGAUAGCUCAUCACCAUCAUCACGUGCCGGUUCCUGUAGCUAUCCCAACGUAUUACGAGCACCCUCAUCACGAUACCUUCGAGACUUUCUCCGAUUAUCCUCAUAAUAUUCAGUACCGAAAGGAUAUGGAAGAGCUGAAGGAAUGGGGUAUUGAGCCUAACGAACCCUACGAGGAGUCCAGUCAUCGUAUAAAUCGUGUAGUCCCAGCUCCGAGUUCAGUUUCGGGGCUUACGUACUCGGGCCCGUACGGAUUGCCGCAAUACGCGCCGAAUAUAAAACCAAUUGCGUCAUCUUAUCUGGAUAAUUCGAUCGCGGCUAGCGCUCAUAAUUUGGCCUACUCCGGAUAUCGAAGGCCCGUGGCGCAACCAAGUCCCGCCGCUGUACUUCCGGUAAAUCCGGGCUUCAUGCCCGGCCCAAAGGCACCGAUAAAGAAUCCCUACGCGGUGUUCGCUCCAAACAUACGUCCGACUCACCAUCAGAUCCAGAGGCUCUUGACACCUGUCGCGAGCGUUAAAAGCUCGUCUAUGUCGAUCUCGCGGCAGGAUACGGAGGACGAAUAUUACGGGCCGAUAAUCGCCCGGCUAGAGGACAUCUUCACACAGCUGAGAUUCCACGAGGAGACGUGUAGGGAAAUGCUCGUUUGCAGCAUGUACAAAAAUCCGGCAAAUUAUUCGCCGCACAGUAAUCUUGUGUCAAACGAACUCUCCAGAGAUCCGCAAGAACUGAGGCGUGAUGUGGCAGGAAGUGCGUCAAGUCAAAAGUUCUACAGAUAUAUCAGCGCAGCCAGACAUGGACAAGAUGGUGGAGAUUGUCUCAAAACCUAUCCUUGUCACAAUAAUAUCGAAUAAAUUCCCAUGGAAUUUAUAUCAAUUCGCAUAAUAUGCGAUUAGAAUAAAACAAAUGUCUUAUCUCGUGCAAAUACUGCUGAACAUAUAUAUAUUUGCUCAAUAAGGCCGAAGAAGUUACAUUAGAAACUCAGCGUUG